This is a messenger RNA of Paramecium primaurelia, 1238 nucleotides long. The record is from the annotation of a GenBank genome assembly. NCBI's taxonomy places the organism in Eukaryota, Ciliophora, Oligohymenophorea, Peniculida, Parameciidae.
AUGUCAAAUUAAGAUAUCAAUGAGCUUCCACCUCUAAAAGUAAAUGUGCCUUCAUUCCUUUUAAAAACAUAUGAAAUUCUAGAAGUAAUAAUUUGAUUCUAUUUUCAGAAUACAUCACUCUCUCACAUCAUUGGUUGGAAUCAUGAAGGAAAUGCCUUCAUAGUAUUCAAUACUAAUGAGUUAGCAUCUAAAGUACUUGCUAAUUACUUUAAGCAUAAAAAUUACCCAAGCUUUUUGAGGUUAUAUUGGUUUUUACCAUAGAUAGCUAAACAUGUACAACUUUAAGAAAACAAAAAACUAAUAUGGAUAGAGUGAAUUCAAACAUAAAUGGUUUAGACGAGGUCUCAAGUAUGAAAUCUUUAAUAUUCCUUUUAAUAGAAGUAUGCUCCAGUACAUUCGUAGAAGAAAUUAAGAAGAAUCUGAACAAAAGAUGGAAACAAAAGACAACAAUUAAGAACUUGACAACUAUAAACGAGAGCAUGAAGAGAUGAGACAAUUAGUGAGAGAUAUUUAAAAUAACCAAACAUAAAUGUAAGCUGACUUUGCAGCUUCUGCUGAAUCAAAUGCCACUGUCAGUCGUUCAAAUAACUCAGUUUUAUAAGUAAUGAAAAUCAUAGAUAAUUUAAGUGUCUAAAUCAAAUACAAUAGCAAUUUAAUAAAAAAUUUGAUACAAUCUCCAUACUUCUAACCAAAAUUAUUUCAAAUCUUCCCCAGAUUUGUAUAUAAUUUAAUUAAUCUUAUUAUUAUAGCUAUGUAGAUUGGAGAUAUUCUCAAGAAUUCUUAUGAAGAACCAUCCCCAGGUAGAUCAGAGUCUAAUUACAUUGUACCAUAUAAUGAAAACAAUUAAUACAAUUCAUUAGGGUCACCUUAUUCACAUUAUUAAUAUAAUAGUCCAAUACAUUAUUUUUUUUCAAGAUAGAAUUAAUGUAAAAAAUAAUAAAUAUAUAAAAGAUUUCUAAGAAUUCUGUUUUUAAUUGGAUCCUAGUGUUUUUUCAUACAAUCGUUAACAUCAAUAAUAAUAAUUAGCAUUACCAGCUCCUCAUAUUAAUUCUUAUUUACGUAAAAUUAAAUCUCAAAUUUAUGAUAGCUAGCAAUAAUUACUCUUUGUAAUCAAGUGUGUAGAAUUCCCCUUAUAGAAUAGCUAGUCCAUCUCAUACAUCCACAACAGAUUCUAAAGAUCCAGAAAAAGUAAUAUCUUAGUUAAAACUCAAUAGUUUAGUCUCUAUUAGCCAGCAUGA